Molecule: messenger RNA, 606 nt
Organism: Phytomonas sp. Hart1
Lineage: Eukaryota; Euglenozoa; Kinetoplastea; Trypanosomatida; Trypanosomatidae
Source: the annotation of a GenBank genome assembly
AUGGUGGAGCUCGCGUGGGGGGUGGGGUUCGCGAGUUUGUACAUGGGGGCGGCCCUGGCCGGUGUGCGGGCUUUUGUGGUGCGGCUUCCCUUUCCCGAGCUCCCCGCGAAUCCCUUCGGGGGCGAAAAGGGCCCGUCUGCGGAGGCCGGGAUGGCCUUGGCCUUCGAGGAGAUGGUGGAUUUCAUCGGGCAGCAUUUGAAGGUAGUUUGGACGGCCGCGGCGCGGGGGUGGGUCGGGGAGGAGGCGGGGCCACCCGCGCCCGGGGUGUUGUUUGUGGGGAACUCCGAGGAGGAGUUGGGGAGGCGGCUGAGGGCCCUUUUUGCCCACUUUGGCGGCCCCGCCCGCCCCAAAGGGAAAGUCGUGAUUCUGCAAACGGAUCACCACCCCGGGGAGGGGGCGGCGGCUCGGGCUUUGGCGGGGAAGUUGGACGGGGCCACCGUCGAGGUUCUCCUCGUCCCCGUCCGCGCACUGAUCGAGGGCGGCGAGGAGCCGAUCGACGCCUACACGCAGAAGGAAUUGACGCGGCUGAAUUUUUGCCCCUGCUGUGGAUCCUGCGGGGGGGACGAGGGGGAUGCUCAGGCCCACAGCCACGGCCACCAUCAUUGA